Carassius carassius (crucian carp) is the source of this 4048-nucleotide messenger RNA. RefSeq names its product P2R1A-PPP2R2A-interacting phosphatase regulator 1-like. The transcript is spliced from 9 exons. Gene Ontology annotation, molecular function: protein serine/threonine phosphatase inhibitor activity. Bases 842 to 1504 code for a protein of 220 amino acids. The record is from RefSeq and is a predicted model, not a curated record. Lineage: Eukaryota; Metazoa; Chordata; Actinopteri; Cypriniformes; Cyprinidae.
GUCUACCAGAGCGAGGCGCUGUUGUACAAGGGGAUGCACACUCUAUUUGGUUGCGGGAAAUAUGUUUUAUUUUCUAAAUUAAGAAAUGACCGAAAACUUUUAAUGUAUCCAGUGUUUCAGACUGUAUCAGCAGACACUUUUAAAUGAGGAUGCUUUCGCCGACAGAGCCGAUGAUCAUAUGUUUGAUCGGGAUGGUGUUAUGUCAUUUUUCCGACUGCUUUACAAACUAGCAGGUAAACUUGAAAAAAAAAAUAUAAGCCGUGGCAGAAAGCUUCACUUUUAUCACGACAUUUCACCGAAAAUAUCCGAAAGCGUAUUUUAUGAACAAUUUUAUUCGUAUUUAUUCGCUUAUGUGCUGUUUUUGCUUUUCGAUGUUUUAUUUGCUCUGUUUGGAUAAAUUGGAUUGGAUUAAAAAGCCAAAGGACCUUGUCAAGUUGGUGGCUUUGCUUUGGAAAUUGUGCUGACUAUACAUAACUUGUGGUCUGAAAACGAAAAAUAUGUUUAAUGCUCAGAAAUAACUGUAUUUGCUUCCUGUUUACGCCGACGAAAGCAACCUGAGGAGUUUAAAUUAAGUUUGUGCGCGAUCCGAUAAACCAGCUGUAGCUCGAGCUCACAGCUGUUCAUUAAAUAAGUGUAUCAAGCUGACACUGUUUCGCUUAGAAUAUAGAACAAAAUGCGAUAGACACGAGAAAACAGUUCAUUCUGUUAAAUUGGACCGGGUAUUUUGGCGUAAGGCCUGCUGGUCGGGCUUUUGCCGGGUGAGAUUUGGGGGUUAGGCCGCGUCAGGUCGCCUUCAGCCCGGCCGUGAGUGACGCGCAGUCCCGCUGCCAGAAGAAGAGCUAUGGAGCGGAUGGAGGUGGACCAGUGCGCAGGCGCAGGAGGAGCCCUCCGAAGGUCGAACAGCGCCCCCAUGAUCACGAACGUCAGCGACGGGACGACAGUAUUCAGCCCUAAUAGUUCGGCUCGGUAUCGUCGGAGCAGCGUUUCUGUUAAUCCGAGCUGUCCCUCCCGGACCCUUCCUCUGUCCCCAUUCUCCCUGCCAUGUGAAAGAUCCGAACACAAGAGACGGAUUGAGAAUAUGGAGCUCACUUUGAGGGGGAGCUUGCAGAGACUAAGCGCCUCGCCUGCUGUUCCCUUCCCUCCUGCGAGUCAAUGGCAUGACCAUCUGUCUCCAGGAUUCCAUUCCCAGGACAGCGGUGUCACUCCUAAUUCCUCACCCAGUCCAAUUCGAAGGUUUCGAGGAGGAUCUGUGAGCUCUGGAGUGAGAUGGCCAUCAUCAGUUGCACCUUUGAAAAGGAAAGGUGGAGUGGAAUCGGACGGUCCUCCCAAAAAGCUCUUUGUUGCUGGAGUCACAGACCCUGCUCACAUAACCAGUUACACAGUCAGUGUUUCCCAGUCAGUCGACUGUUCCUCUGGGACUGCUCCUGUCGAUUCAAACCCCCAGGCCACCCCCCUGUGCCUCUCCUCUCCGUCUCCCUUCACCUCUCACCACCCCAGCAUCUAAACCCCAGUAUUCAUCACCUUGUAGAGCUUCGGACUCAAGGUGUUGUAAAAUGAAGACCAAACCUCGACCUAAAAUCAGUUCUGUCCCUUUUUGUUUGCCUGUUUUUAAUUUGGUGUUUUGAAUAGAGUUUUUCAGCUCAAUCACUUCUGAAGGAAAUUCAACCUAGUUGCGACUUUGAUCUAAAAGAAAAAAUCAAGAUGCAUUAGAAGACAAAAUCUUCUGGAUGUAUCUGACAUGACAACAUGAACGCUGCAGGCUAUCAUGUGAUUUGUGUAUAAAUAUGGAUCUUCGGUGCCUAUGGAAUAGUGUGUUAUAGAUGUGAAACAGUAUCUGCAAUAGCACAUUGCAAUGAAAGUGUUCAGGUAAUUGAAACCUGGCGAAUAUUGACACAAAGACUCUUUCCUCAUUGUACGGAAGUGUUCAAGAGAAAGACCAGUUUUGCUCUUCUUUGUUUUCCUCAACUUUUGUAUUUUGGCACAUCUUCAGCUUCCAUUAACAGGGUCCAACGGUCUGGGAAGACAUCCAGAAUGCAUAGAUUGCGAGUAUUAAAAUCAGUUGGCCAUAGAUGUCAAUUCUUUGUAUAAAUGUGAAUAAUCGAAUAUUAUUUUGGUAGGUAUUAAUCCUAUGUUUUUUUUCUUGCGUUUAUCCGAGGAUUCUGAUGUCUGUAAAUGUUUAUUUUUCCAUAUAACUUUAAGCUUGGACUGAACUUUUUGAGUUUGAAAAAUAUUCCUUAAAUCAUUGAAAAGGAUACCAGCGAAUUCGGGCAACGCCCACAUUUUGAUUCGCUCGUCGCUUACUUGAAGGAAUAGUCCAUCCAAAAAUGUAAAUUUGCUGACAAUUUAUCUACCCUAAAGGAAUGCAAGAUGUAGAUGAGUUUGUUUCUCAUUCUGACGGCACCCAUUCACUGCAGAGGAUCCAUUGGUGAGCAAGUGAUAUAAAGCUAAAUGUAAUGCCAUUCUAUUCUAUUCUAAUGAAGAAAAACUCAUCUACAUCUUGGAUGGGCUGAGAGUGAGUACAUUUCCAGCAAAUGUUAUUUUUGAGUGAACUAUUCCUUUAAAACAAGUACUGUAAAGACUAGAUGUCUCACUUGGCAUCUACAAUCCAAUGUUGGAGUAUACACAAAGCACUUUCAGUGAAAUGUCCAUAUCAAAAACUGACCUAGAGCCUUAUAAUGUAUCCCGUCUGAGGCAAGAAGAUGCUUUUGAGUAACGCCGCAGUGUGAAAAAUCAUUAGUCAAUCUGUUUUUCCUUCCUAAUGAAACCCUAAACAAGACUUUUAUAUUGUGAACUAUGUAUAGAAAUUGAGGAGUUAAGAUACUUGCAAGGGAUGAGCUGUUGCAUUACAAAACAAGAUAAAUGUUUCUACAAUCACUGUUUCAGCAGAUAUCAUACUCUUCCUCUUGUACUAUUUGCACAGUGUUAGAUGUCAAUGUUGCUGUUACAUGAGUGGGAUCAUAUUUACUUUUACUUUGCAUAUGUGGCUAUAAUUGUGGCGUCUGAGCUGGAUGGAUUUUAUUAAGCUCAUUGAAAAUGUAUCAUCCAAAAAGUGACAUGCUGCAGUUAACUGAACUGGAAGCCCUUCUGAAGCGAAUUGACCAUGAUACUUCACAGCAUUAUGCAAAUUAUUAGAUUGUGGCGCAUUUUGCAUUGUUAUUUAUGAAUGUGUAAAAGCUCUGGUUGCCGUAUGUACUUCAGUGUCAAUGUAAAAAUAUAUCACAAUUCUUGAUUCCCAAAAUCUUUAUUGAAUCGGCACCGGCAGCUUGUCGGUCAAUAAAGUUGCACAACAGACAUUUGAAGCCGUUCCUCUGUUUCCAUAUUCAUGUAUCAGAAGGAAUACAGCUCAUUCUUCAUUUAUUGAAAUUAUCAUUUCGUUUUAAACUCAAUGGUAAUGCUUUACAGGUUUUGAGUCUUGAAGUUUUAAUUCCAAAGUUACUUUGCAGUGUCAUCUGCGAUUUCCAGUUAUUGGGGUCCUUUGGAUUUCAAAGAUUGAUACCAAUGUUUAUGGGUCUUUAAAAGUGAUUACAAAUGUGCAAUAUGCAUUAAAGUUGCUGGAAUUAGUAUGUCAAGUUCAUCUGGAUAAUCAGUUCAAAUCAAUGGGAUACCAGGUAUUUAUUAAGAACCUGCACGGAAGACUUGUCAGCUGUUUGUUCUGAAUCAUUUGUAUAAUCUAGUUGUCAUUUAUUUUUCAGAUUUGCCAUACGCUUACUAUGACAGGAUCUGUUGUAUAUGUGUGUCAGACACAGAAUCAUGAUUUGUCCCUUGUUCUCCUUAAAUGACUGAGUGGUGUUGUGAAGAAACUAAAUGGGUUGGGAGCACAUGAAAAACAUUGUAAAGAAAUGCCAAAGCCAUUGUUCAUAAAUUGUAAAUAUAUCCUGGAAGCCAGAAAAAUUAAGGGAAAGACGGAUAUUGUUUUGAAAUUGGUAGCAAAAGUAAAUUUAUUCCCUCUCAGUUGCUCAAGAUGAAUGUCCAAUUAUACGAGAAAAAAAAUUAUAUUAUACCAUAUAUUCUUAUGAAAAAAUUCAUAAUUAAAAACUCAUUUCAUUGA